Messenger RNA from Onthophagus taurus, 1317 nucleotides. Lineage: Eukaryota; Metazoa; Arthropoda; Insecta; Coleoptera; Scarabaeidae. The record is from RefSeq and is a predicted model, not a curated record.
AUGGAUGCAUGCACUCGACAAAGGACAAAUUAUUUUGGUAUUAACGUGCAAUUCGUGGACGAUAACGAUAAAAUAUGUAUAAAUACAAUUGCAGUUAAAGAUACAAAAGCUCAACAUGGUAGUGAUUUUUUAAAAACACUAAUAAUUGACGUUUUACGUGAAUAUGACAUUAAAUUCCAACAAAUUUUAAGUAUUGUGACAGAUAAUGCUAGCAAUAUGAAGACGACUAUUGAUAAAUUAAAUCUAGAUGAAUCACUCCAAAAUCAUAAAAGUAACGAAGACAAUGUUGAUGACGAAGAAAUUGUAAUUGAUUUAGAAACGGAAGAAACGGAAUAUAUUGCACUUGCUAGUCAACACAAAAUAAAUCACAUGCGCUGUGCUGCUCAUACUUUACAGCUCGCAAUAAGAGAUGGUUUAAAAGAGGUUCAUGCAACACAAUUGAUUGGCAAAAUACGAAAUAUUGUAGUAAUAUUACGGAAUCCGAAAAUUGAUGGCUUACUUAAACGGAAAGCAGGGAAAGGAGCAAUUAUUGAUCAACCUACACGAUGGGGUAGUACAUUUGUAAUGAUUAAGCGUUUUUUGGAGUUGAAACCAUUCAUAUCGGAUUUGGUUCAUCCUGACAUUGUGUUGACCGAAGAUAUGUGGAUCCAAAUUAUGGAAUUGGAAACAUUAUUACGCCAACCCCACAUUGUAACCGUACAAUUGCAAUCGGCAGAUUUAACUCCAGGUGUAUUUUUAAAGGAGUGGAAAAAUUUAAUUUUUAAUCUUUCUAAAAUUGAAGGACCGAUAGCAGAAGGGAUUAGAAGUUCUAUGAUUCGCAGAGAAAGUCUCCUGUUAGAUAACGAUAUUCUUCUGGCAGCAAUAUACAUUGAUCCUAUGUAUCGAAUAUUACUUUCAGAGGAACAGAUGAUAAGAGGUAGAAAAUCUUUUUAUACAGUUGGAUUAAGAAUGUUUAAUAACAACUUAGAAGAUAAUAAAGUUGCUGGGUUAUACGACGAAGAAAAUAAAAGAAGUGAACCUCAUUUAAAAUCAGAUUUAUCUGAUAAUGAUGUUGCAUUAUUCAAACAAAAUUUUGAAAAUGCAUUAACAUUGGUGGAGAGAUUUAACAGAUAUAGUAAAUUAACUGUAAAAGAAGCUAUUCCAAAAUAUCCCAAAAUAGUUCAAAAUAGUGCAUGGGCUGUAACCGCUUUGCCACCAACGCAAGUCAGUGUGGAACGGUUAUUUUCCGCAUUGAAAAUAAUAAAAUCUGAUCUGAGAGCAUCGCUCAAAGAUGACAUUUUAGAAGCUAUACUAUAUUUACGAACUAACGUUCAGUAA